This is a messenger RNA of Zea mays, 833 nucleotides long. RefSeq lists its product as uncharacterized. The record is from RefSeq and is a predicted model, not a curated record. NCBI's taxonomy places the organism in Eukaryota, Viridiplantae, Streptophyta, Magnoliopsida, Poales, Poaceae. The transcript has a single exon. Gene Ontology annotation, biological process: regulation of amino acid export. Bases 249 to 596 code for a protein of 115 amino acids.
GGGCUGGGGCAUGCAGCAGCCAACUCGGCACAGCAAGCAGGAAGUGGUUUCCUUUCUCCGCUGACCUCCCCCCGCCACUAUAUAUACCUCCCGCUCUCUCCUUCAUUCGCCAUUAUCAUUUCCAUUCCACCGAAGAUCCCAGAAACAAGCCAAUAGCCCAAUAGGCAAUAGCUAGAGGUCUCUUCGUUGCGCUGCUAGUACACAUAAAAGCAAGAGCGAGAGCGAGAGAGAGAGAGAAGAAGAAGAAGAUGAGGCCGGGGAGAGAUGGUGGAGGUGUUUCGGCGAAGCUAACGGGCGGCGCAGGCGGGGCCCCGCCGAGCCUAUGGAAGACGCCGACCCCAUACGUCUUCCUAGGCCUGGCCUUCAUGAUGUGCGUCAUCGCGACGGCUCUGCUCGUGCUCAUCUGCACGCGCAAGAAGGCGUCGUCCUCGCGGCGGCGGGAUGAUGGGGCGGCCGACGAGAGGGCGGCGCUCGCGCCGCUGGACCGCGAGCCCAAGGUCGUCGUCUUCAUGCCCGGCGACCGCGCGCAGCCGUCCUUCCUCGCCAGCGUCAAGCCGCUCGGCGGCGGCGGUGAUGAUGGCACGGCGGCAGCGUAGCCGCCAGAGGGGGAGAGAGGAGGACAAAAGAGGCCAGCCCCGCGCGCGUCGAACUCGAACCGAGCCGAGCCGAGCCGGCGACGCGGGGACAAUUUUGUGGAUAGAUAUUAGAUAGUAAUAGUAUGAGUGUGUAUUUUUGAGACGGAGUUUGGUUUGGCUCAAAAGAUCCCAUGCAUCUUCAAUAAACGCGUGCGGCCUUUUGGUUUGGCUGCGUGUGCGCGUUCAGGUUGGAUCCAA